AUGGCAGGAGCUGGUGAGAAGAAAGGCAGGAAGGAUGACAAUGGCAUUGGGACUGCCAUAGACUUUGUCUUAUCCAAUGCCCGUCUGGUUCUUGGAGUGGGAGGAGCAGCUGCGAUGCUGGGGAUAGCUACUCUUGCAGUGAAGCGAAUGUAUGAUCGUGCUAUCAGUGCUCCUGCCAGUCCUUCCCGUUCCAGUCAGUCUGGUAAAAGAAGCUGGGAAGAGCCAAGUUGGUUGGGCUCAUCUACACGACUGUUGAACCAAGACAUGAAGACGUCCAUGAGUCGCAGUUUGCAGACCCUACCAACAGACAAUUCAGUAUUUGAACCAGAAUCCUUUCGCCCUAAACCCCCUAAUCGCCGGUCCCAGUCGGAUCUGAAAAAAGUACGCUUAAAGCUUUCUCUUCAGGAGAAGCUAUUCAGCUAUUACAAGAAACAUGUUGCUAUUCAACCUGCAGAGCAGAGCUGUGCAAAGCAAGCUGCGAUAGACAUCUGUGCUGAACUGCGCAACUUUAUCCACAGCAAGUUUCCAGACAUGCCAUUGAAAGAAAUGCACCUUAGCGGAAGCCUGUAUGAUGAUCUGCAGGUGGUAAGAGCAGAUCACAUUCAGCUUAUCGUACCACUCUUAGUGGAAAAUAAUUUAUGGUCAUGUGUCCCUGGAGAAGAGACUAUCCUCAGCUUACCAGGGUUUUGCCUUUUGCGUAGAGAAAACGUUGAGUACUUUCCUCGUGGGACCAGUUACUGGGACCGUUGUGUUGUAGGGGGUUACCUAUGUCCAAAGAUGAUGGUAGCCACAUUUGAGAAAGUUGUAGCUGGUUCAAUCAACUGGCCAGCUAUCGGCAGCAUGUUGGGAUAUGUGAUUCGGCCAGUAGUGCCAUCUGAAAGCCUUAUUUUGGAAGUUCAGUAUGAGGAUGACAGGAAGCUCUUCAUAGACUUUUUGCCAUUAGUUGCACUCGGGGAGCACCUAGCAGUUGCUAAAUCUCAUAGACUGGAACGUUAUGGAAACAUGUGGCGAUUAAGUCAACGUGGAGCAGAAACCGCUGCAUUAAUAGGACGAGAUCAACAGGAUUCAGGAUGUCGGUGCCUCUGCCUAAAAAUAUUAAAGGCCAUCUGUCGAUACAAUCUGCCUCUGUCCCAUCUCACAGCUUCCCACCUCACCAACAUACUCUUACAUAUUUGUGAAAAGGAGGACGACUGGUCACAGGGCUCUUUAGCAGAUCGAUUCCUUCAAGCACUCCGAGAGACCGUUUGCUACUUAGAAAAAGGAGAGUUACCUUCAGCCUUGGACCCCAAAGUGAACUUAUUUUCAGAACUCACACCAGAAGAGGUGGAUGAGAUGGGCUAUUUUCUCUAUUGCUCCUUAUCAGAGCCAGAGGUGCUGCUGAGGACAGGAGAAUGA
Molecule: messenger RNA, 1395 nt
Organism: Staurois parvus
Lineage: Eukaryota; Metazoa; Chordata; Amphibia; Anura; Ranidae
Source: the annotation of a GenBank genome assembly